Molecule: messenger RNA, 482 nt
Organism: Camelina sativa (false flax)
Lineage: Eukaryota; Viridiplantae; Streptophyta; Magnoliopsida; Brassicales; Brassicaceae
Source: RefSeq, a predicted model, not a curated record
AAAACGAUGAAAAAAAAAACUCAAAACAGUUCUCUCAGCAUUGUGAAGACGACAACGACGAUCCAUACUCUCUCUUUUGAUUUUCAAUCACACUCACAGGAGUCGAGAAUUCUCAAAAGGUUUAGGGGAAUUGAUUGAUUGAUGGCGUUCGUUGACGAUGAUGAAGAGGAAGACUACUCUGUUCCUCAAUCAGCUUCGAAUUACUAUUUCGAAGAUGACGAUAAAGAGCCUGUUUCGUUUGCGCGUCUGCCAAUUCAAUGGACUGGGGAGGAUAAAGUUGUUGAUGGGAGUGCGUUAGGUUUAUACUUGAGAGGAAGAUCUGGUGAUGGGCUUUUGCCUCUGCAUAAGCUUGUUAAAGCUUGGAGAUUCGACCUUUCUAACUUUAGGCCUGAGGUUUCUGUUCUUACCAAGGAUAAUAUCUGGGUUAAGCUUGAGGAACCGAGGAAAAGCUACGCGGAGUUGAUUAGAACUGUUUUGGUUAC